Messenger RNA from Aspergillus steynii IBT 23096, 3231 nucleotides. RefSeq names its product Na+/H+ antiporter Nha1. NCBI's taxonomy places the organism in Eukaryota, Fungi, Ascomycota, Eurotiomycetes, Eurotiales, Aspergillaceae. Gene Ontology annotation, molecular function: sodium:proton antiporter activity. The record is from RefSeq and is a predicted model, not a curated record. Gene Ontology annotation, biological process: regulation of membrane potential; intracellular potassium ion homeostasis; sodium ion export across plasma membrane. The coding region runs from base 1 to 3231 and encodes 1076 amino acids. Gene Ontology annotation, cellular component: plasma membrane. The transcript has a single exon.
AUGGCGUGGGAACACUUGGAUAUCGAUAAGCCUCACCUGGCGUACAUGAUCCUGGGCGGGUUCACCGGCCUGUUCAUGCUGUGCUCCUUGUUUGUCAAGGAGAAACUAUAUAUCGGUGAGGCCACGGUCGCGACCCUGUGUGGCAUCAUCUUCGGGCCCCAUGCGGCGAAUCUCUUUAAUCCCAUGGAAUGGGGAAAUGUAGACAAGAUCACGCUCGAAUGCUCCCGCAUUGUCCUGGUGGUACAAUGCUUUGCCGUCGGCGUCGAACUGCCCAAGGCUUACAUGGAGCGUCACUGGAAGUCGGUCUUUCUGCUGCUGGUGCCCGUCAUGACCUGGGGUUGGUUGAUCACGAGUCUGUUUAUCUGGUGGAUGGCGCCUCUUUCCUGGCUCGAGGCCCUGGUGUGUGCCGCCUGCGUGACGGCCACUGAUCCCGUGUUGGCCUCCUCCGUCGUCGGUAAGGGUAAAUUCGCCAAGCGAGUCCCCAAGCAUUUGCGAGAUCUGCUGUCCGCCGAAUCCGGCUGCAAUGACGGCAUGGCUUUCCCUUUUAUUUACCUGUCAUUCUACAUUCUGCACUACCGUCCCGAUGCCGGCAAGGUGUCCCUGAACUGGUUCUGUGUCACCAUUCUCUACGAAUGUAUCGUCGGCGCCAUCUUCGGUUUUCUGAUCGGAUACUUUGCGCGUCAUGCCAUCAAGUUUGCGGAGCGCAAGCAGCUGAUCGAUCGUGAGAGUUUCCUGGUGUUUUACUUCGUCCUGGCCGUGUUCUGUGCGGGAUCCGGUAGUUUGCUGGGUAUGGAUGAUCUUCUGAUCGGGUUCGCCUGCGGUGUCGGCUUCAGUAACGAUGGCUGGUUCACGGAGAAGACGGAAGAGUCACACGUGUCCAACGUCAUCGAUCUACUGCUCAACUUGGCGUACUUUGUCUAUUUCGGGUCCAUUAUUCCCUGGGAGGACUACAACAACCCCGACAUCGGCCUGACCCCGUGGCGAUUAGUUGUGAUUGCCAUCCUCGUCAUCUUCUUCCGUCGAAUCCCCAUCAUGUUGAUCCUGAAACCCAUCAUACCGGAUGUAAAAACAUGGCGAGAAGCCCUGUUCGCCGGGCAUUUUGGACCCAUCGGAGUCGGUGCCAUCUUUGCUUGCAUCCUGGCGAGAGCCGAACUGGAGAACGGCAACACCCAACCGGAUCCGACCAAUGAAUUGCCACAAGCUGGAUCACCGGACUAUUAUGUCGUGCGGCUGAUAUGGCCAAUCACAACCUUCAUGGUCAUCUCGUCUAUUCUGGUGCACGGCUCGUCGAUUGCCGUCUUUACUCUCGGAAAGCGUAUCAAUACCUUGACUAUCACGCUGUCUUACACGCAGGCCAACGAAGAGGGUCCGUCCUGGAUGAACCGUCUGCCCCGUGUGCAGUCUAUCGCCAAGGGCUCCAUGUCCUUCCGCAAGGCGGAUGAGCUGGAGGAAUCGUCCAACGAACCGGAAUAUCCCCCGGGUACCCUUCCUCCCAUCGGCGUUCCCGGCAACUUCCUGCGCCGGCAGCGUGAUGAGGACGCCGACUCACCCCCCGGAAGGCCGCGUAGCCAACGACCUCGUCGCCGUCGCCGUCGCGACGCCGGGGCCGGUGGUCCUAUCAGUCAGUCUGCAAUUGCACCUCAACGCCAGCCGGAGACCGAAGACGAGAAGGCCCAGGAUGAAGCCGAACAGGCCGAACGCGAGAAGAUUGAGCGCGGUGGCUCCCCGCCGUCCAAGGAACGCGAGCGCUUCGGACGCGAGGCGGGCAUUGAAGUGUACUUGGAAGGACAUAACCUGGUCAUUGAAGACGAGGACGGUAAUGUUCUGAGAACGGAGAACAUCAGUCACAAAUCCCCUACCGAGCAGCAGCAGCACGUUGAGGAAGAGCGGCAGAAGGUACAAAAGGCGAAGUCCGAAGAGCUUGCCAAGUCCUCGAGCCAGCCCAACGGCAAGCCCGACAGUGGAGAUGGCGUGCAGCCCGUGCCGGAGGAUAAGACUGCUUUCGAAAAGGCCCGGAAACGAUUCGGCGACUGGAUGGGCUUCGGUAAGGGCCGCGCUACCGAGGAUGGACCCCAACCUGGUCCGGCUUCCGAGAAGACCGGUGGAGAGGCCGCAUCUCGCAAGACCCCCAAGCAAAAGCCUCGCUCGGCUCACGCAUACCAAUUCGGAAACACCAUCAUUGUCGAGGACGAGGACGGAGAGGUUAUCAAGAAAUACUCCAUUCCCUCAACCGGAACUUCUUCAGGCGCUGCCGCCGCCGCCACGCCGGAGAAGAAACCCGAUACCGGUGCCGCUGCCCCAGUGCGCCGUGGUCUCGUGCGCAUGGGGACCUGGUUUGGCCAGGGAGAAGCCGAGUCCUCUCAGGCUGCCAAGAACAAGAAAGCCGCUGACGAUGAUUGGCUUGCUGAUGAUGGACUUCGUUUCACGGUGGCUGACGACGACAACAUUGACAAGAAGGGAGUGAGUCACAAGGGACAGCGCAUGAACAAGCACGAGUUCGUCAACCAGCUUCGCGGCCUCGGACCCAAGGCCCGUCGUGAGAUGGUCGAGGAAACCGAUGCUCCAGAGCGAGUCAAGGACGUCGCCCGGGGCGAGGAGAAGGAGGCCAUCAAGGAGGAGCGCCGCCGUUCCUCCGUCGGAGUGCCUACUGAAGCACCGGCCAGUGACACUCAACAACCAGCCGCUCCCGCAGCUGACGACGACGAUGACUUCACUACCGAUAGCAGCGACCUGACUGAUGAGGGAUCCGACCGGGGUGCACCGGGUGGCAAUGUCGCCGCUUCCCUCGCUCGAUUCACUCGCGGAACUGCUGCCGACGAACGCCGCACCAGCGCUCUGGACCGGCCUGCUAGUCCUCGCCCGCGCAGAGAUUCCGAAGACGACGGUACGGCGCGUGUACCGCCCUCGAAGCUGCGAGAAGCGGCCGGUCUCACUCGACCUCCUCAGCAAGCCGAUCUGGACGAUACCGGCGAGACUCCGGCUGAACGUCGCCGUCGUCUAGCCGCCCUUGGUGAAGAUGACUCGGACGAGGCGGUGGAUGAAGAAUCCGACAGCGAGGAUGACGGCGAUUUCCGUCAGGUGCCCGGCAAGAUCUCUUUUGCGGAUGGCACCAAGCCUGCGCGAACCAAGACCGACGAGGGAAGUUCCAGCGAGGGCAACGGAUCGGGGUCAUCGAACCAAGGAUACCGGCCUCGAAUUUCCUGGGGUGGCGAGAAGGGUAGAGAGACUUGA